GCUUAACAUGCAUUUAGUGAUUAUUUUGUUACAUCGCUGCUAGAAUGCUUGACGGUUAAAACAAAAGUAGUAUUGGUUAACAAACCAGUUAGCUACAUACAAAAACGUGUCUAACAAUAAGUUAUAAUCCGAGUUUGCGUGAAUUUUUAACGUGAAGAGGGCCGUGGUUCAGGUUAUGUGUCUUACUGGUUUCGGUUUUUGUGGAAAAGUGUAAAUAUUUUUGUUCGACAAAAUGACCAUUCAAAAGGAAAUUGGCGUCGGAGACUUCGUUCUCUUGGACAAAAUUGACUUGGACAGUUUUAUGAAAAACUUGGAAUUAAGAUUUAAACAUGGUAAAAUCUAUACGUAUAUCGGCGAAGUAUGCGUUUCUGUCAAUCCUUAUAGAACAAUGAACAUAUACGAUAGCAAUUAUGUUAACCAAUACAAAGGACGAGAGUUAUUUGAAAAUCCUCCCCACAUAUUUGCUAUCGCUGAUGCUGCUCAUAAAGUGAUGAAAAAACAGGGUCGGGAUACGUGUAUUGUAAUUAGCGGUGAAUCCGGCUCUGGAAAAACGGAAGCAUCCAAAAUAAUAAUGAAAUACAUUGCAGCUGUUACAAAUAUCGGUGUCAGCCCUGAUAAAUAUAGUGGUGGUCAGAAAGAAAUUGAAAGGGUAAAAAACGUUUUAAUACAAUCAAAUUCAAUAUUGGAAGCUUUUGGAAAUGCAAAAACCAACCGUAAUGACAAUUCGUCAAGAUUUGGAAAAUAUAUGGAUAUUCACUUCGAUUUCAAGGGCGAUCCCAUUGGGGGACACAUAAACAAGUAUUUAUUGGAGAAAUCUCGGGUUAUUUAUCAGCAGGGUGGAGAAAGGAAUUUUCAUUGUUUUUAUCAGCUAUUGUUGGGUGCUCCAGAUAGCCUUCUUCAAAACUUAAACUUGACUCGCAACACGGACCAUUACUUUUAUAUAAAACAAGGUCAAGCUGCCAAAGUGGACUCCAUAAAUGAUAAAAACGAUUUCAGAGAGGUCACCUCGUCUCUGCACACCCUCGAGUUCACGAAAUCGGACGAGGAAACCCUUUGGAACGUUGUCGGUGCAAUACUUCAUCUCGGAAACUUGGAAUUUAUCACGGAGGAAGAUCAGUUGAGAGUGAAGGAUCAUAAAAUGGUACAAAACGUUGCAGUUUUAUUAAAGGUACCUGAAGACGAAUUACAGAAUGCCCUUUGUGAGCGUGUUAUUGCUGCACAUGGAGACAUCAUGAGAAAAGAGCAUACUCAGAGUGAAGCUACUUAUGGUAGAGAUGCUCUAGCCAAAGCCAUUUACGACAGAUUGUUCACUUGGAUCGUUACCAGGAUCAAUUCGGCCAUAGCAGUCGAUGAAGCAAGCCGGAAACAGUUCCAAAGUUCCUUGAUCGGAGUGUUGGACAUUUAUGGCUUCGAAAUUUUUGACAAUAACAGUUUUGAACAAUUCUGCAUUAAUUAUUGCAACGAAAAAUUACAACAACUGUUUAUAGAAUUGGUAUUGAAACAAGAACAAGAGGAAUACCAGAAAGAAGGCAUAGAGUGGACCCAUAUCGACUACUUUAAUAACCAAAUCAUCUGUGAACUUGUGGAUGCCCCGCACAAAGGUAUUCUCGCAAUAAUGGACGAAGCAUGUUUAAAUGUUGGUAAAGUAACUGACGAAAUGCUGUUAGAAGCCAUGGAUAAGAAACUUAAGGAUCAUAAACAUUAUUCGUCGAGGCAAACAAAGCCUGCAGAGAAAACAUUAAAACACAAGGUUCACUUUAAAAUAACACAUUAUGCUGGCGAUGUUACUUAUUCCAUAAACGGAUUUUUGGACAAGAACAAGGAUCCUCUCUUCCAAGACUUCAAACGUUUGUUGUACCAUUCUAAAGAUCCCAAUUUGAAGAGCAUGUGGCCCGAAGGGGCCCAGCAUAUCUCCGAGACUACCAAAAGGCCUCAGACUGCAGGAACUCUCUUCAAAAACUCCAUGGCAGCAUUGGUACAAAAUUUGAUGAACAAAGAGCCCCAUUAUGUGCGUUGUAUCAAACCCAAUGAACUCAAAUCGCCGACUCAUUUCAACGAAGAAAGGGUGCGACAUCAGGUGUGCUAUUUGGGGUUGGUGGAAAAUGUACGAGUUAGACGAGCUGGUUUCGUCUACAGACAAAGAUACGACAUAUUUCUUAAAAGGUAUAAGAUGAUCUCGCAAUUUACAUGGCCUAAUUUCCGUUCGGGAACGGACAAGGAUGGCGUCAAAGUGAUAAUGGACGAACAUAAAUUUAGCAACGACGUAAAAUAUGGUCACACGAAGAUAUUCAUAAGGUCACCGAAGACGUUAUUCGCCCUGGAAGCAGCUAGGAACGAACUAAUUCCAGGAAUAGUUACUUUAAUCCAGAAAGUUUGGAGAGGAUAUAAAGCCCGACAGCUAUACAAAAAAAUGAAGGCCCUUUUGGUAAUGGUGGAGGCAUAUCGUAGGAAAAAGAUGCGCGUGUAUAUCGAAACGCUUCAGCAUAGGUUUGCAGGGGCAAGAAGUAUGAAAGAUUAUGGCAAACAUAUUCAGUGGCCGUCAGCCCCUGCGGCUUUAAGGCCGGUCGUUGGGAUCCUUCGAGGCGCCUUCCAAAGAUGGAGAGCGUACAUGAUCCUUAAAGACAUACCGAAAAGGGACUGGCCUCAGAUGAAAUUAAAAAUUUGUGCAGCGUCAGUACUUAAAGGUAAACGAUUAUAUUGGGGCCAAACCAGGACGUGGUCAGGCAACUACCUCGGAUCCCACGAUGAGAACUCAUCGUAUUCUGUCUUCAACGACUGUGUUAACAAUCUACGGAAGACAACCGACUUCCAAGAGGUUCUUUUCUCAUCUUUCGUGACCAAGUUCAACAAAUUUAAUAAAUGUGCCGAAAGAGUUUUGCUAGUCACAAAUCGAUACAUAUUUAAAUUGGAUUGUGCCAAGUUUAAGAAUAUGAAAGAGGGAAUACCGUUCACUGACCUCACCGGUCUCAGCGUCACUCCGGGUCAGGAUCAGCUGAUUGUAAUGCACUGUCGUGGAGGCAACGAUUUUGUAGUGUCCCUCUAUUCGAAUUUGAAAGAGGACAAGAUUGGAGAGCUCGUGGGACUUCUAUGUAACCAAUUUGCAAAGUUACAGCAAUCGGAGCUUCCUGUGACUGUAAGCAAGUCUUUGACAUGUUCCUUGGGUGGCAAGAGAAGGCAAAUUAAUAUCCAAGUCAAAGGAGAUGUGCAGAGACCAACGUUUCAAAAAGACGGUCAAAAUAUCGCUUACCUUUUGCCUUCGAACUAUGCCCUCCUUGAAAAUAACGGUAACACUAAUCUUAUUAAUUAAUUAAAGGAAUGAUAGCGAGAAACUGUUACAAAAUUUUAACUUAAAGUAAGGAAAUUUUUGGACGAUUACUAUCUUUACAUUACUACAUGUACUAGCUUUUUCUUAUGUAUAGUAAGGUUGAAAAAUAUUCUUCAGGAUGCAAAGUAUUUACAUAAUAAUUAUGAUAAAGACAAUGGAAUUUACAGGAACAAGGUUGUGCCUUAAGGAUGUAAUUUUGCACUUAAAACAAUCACUUAAUAUAAUUAUUUGCCUGCCAGUU
Molecule: messenger RNA, 3566 nt
Organism: Agrilus planipennis (emerald ash borer)
Lineage: Eukaryota; Metazoa; Arthropoda; Insecta; Coleoptera; Buprestidae
Gene: Myo31DF
Product: myosin-IA
Exons: 14
Coding region: 233-3307 (1024 amino acids)
Biological process (GO): actin filament organization; vesicle transport along actin filament
Cellular component (GO): actin cytoskeleton; myosin complex; vesicle
Molecular function (GO): microfilament motor activity; ATP binding; actin filament binding
Source: RefSeq, a predicted model, not a curated record